Molecule: messenger RNA, 960 nt
Organism: Fusarium coffeatum
Lineage: Eukaryota; Fungi; Ascomycota; Sordariomycetes; Hypocreales; Nectriaceae
Exons: 3
Coding region: 1-960 (319 amino acids)
Source: RefSeq, a predicted model, not a curated record
AUGCCUUCAGUAAUUGUAUACGGUGCAUCUGGCUUCGUCGGUGCUCCCUAUACUAGGGCUCUCAAGCAAGCCCAUCCGGACUGGCAAAUAACCGCCUACGUCCGAAGCACCAACCCCGACCUCAAAACCACCCUCAAUGUAGACCGCAUUAUUACCGGCGACUUCACCGAUUUCGAGAAAGUCAAAGCCGCUAGCGUAGAGCACGACAUUGCCGUCAACGCUGGCAACUCUUUCACCUCUGAGCCCGUUGCCGCAAUCAUCGCUGGCCAACAAUCUCGUGCUAUCAAGGGAAAGAUCAUUCACAUUAGUGGAGCAGGAAAUUUCAUCGACUUUGGAACGUCGGGCAAUUUCAACCCGGGGAGCAAAGUCUGGAAUGAUGCGGAUGAGGAUGAUAUCCGGGCUAUUCAUAAGGAUAUGUUUAAUGGACAAUCUGAUACGCUUGUCCUGCAAGCCGAGGGGAUUGAUACCUAUGUCGUUUGUCCUUCAGUUGUUUAUGGCGGCGCUAGUGCUGGAGUGAAGACUAUGGGUGUUGGAUACAGUCUCUUGACUGGCAAUGCCAAACCACUGGGCUAUGUUCCUUAUGUUGGUGAUGGAACAGCCAUUCUGAGCACGACCCACGUCCUCGACCUCGUUGACUUUCUCGUCAAGAUCUCUGAUGUUGCAGCCCAAGGGCCAGCAGAAGGAACACCAUACAGCCGAUACUAUCUGCUUGAAACAAGCCGCGUCGAGUGGAAGGAUUUGGCCACUCAACUUGCCAAGGCGAUGCACGCACGAGGAAUCUUCCCAAGCCCAGAGCCCAAGAAUGUUCCCUUUGAAGAGGCUGGUGAAGAUGAGGUCAAGCAUCUCGUUGCGGCGAACAUGCUUAUCAAGGGCGAUCGUGCUGCGGCUAUGGGUUACAAGGCGAGGUAUCCUAGUAUUUUGGAAAAGAUCCAUGAGGAUCUUAAAGAGGUUGCAAUCUAG